Messenger RNA from Cololabis saira (Pacific saury), 5255 nucleotides. RefSeq names its product glutamate receptor, ionotropic, N-methyl D-aspartate 1a (gene grin1a). Gene Ontology annotation, biological process: regulation of membrane potential; monoatomic ion transport; ionotropic glutamate receptor signaling pathway. The coding region runs from base 467 to 3373 and encodes 968 amino acids. The record is from RefSeq and is a predicted model, not a curated record. The transcript has 23 exons. Gene Ontology annotation, molecular function: NMDA glutamate receptor activity. NCBI's taxonomy places the organism in Eukaryota, Metazoa, Chordata, Actinopteri, Beloniformes, Belonidae. Gene Ontology annotation, cellular component: neuron projection; synapse; plasma membrane.
CACACACAGCUGUCAGCACCAAGGACAGCAGCCGCUCAGCCAGGAGCGGCCAGCCGCGACGCAGUGGAGACAUCCGUCCGGACAGAGCGCAGGGACAUAUAAUCCUGCAGAGGAAUCCGCUUGAACGCUAAAGAAAUGGUUUAACAAUUGUAUUUUCUUUGUCAAAACUGCAGGGCGGUUUGGGUAGUUCUGCAGUGAGGGGGGAGAAAAAAAAAACUGGACGAUGCGGUUUGAAUGUUCUAGUUUGAAAUCCCUAAUAUGACCAUGCACAUUCCUCUGCAUUGCACAUAAUCAGCUUUUUUUUUUAGAUCUUAAUUUUCCGCUUUUUUUUUUUUACUGGGCUCCCUGCCUCGCUUAUACCGCCCACCUGGAUCGCGUCUGCAUUCAUCUUUCCGAGCCGAGCCGAGCCGCCACCGGGGAGAACAGCGACCGGGCUGCACUGUGCUGCUGUUUCGUGGUACACGCCAUGCGGCUGUUACUGCUGGCGGUGCUCUUCUCGUGCUCCUGCGCGCGGGCCGGCUGCGAGCCGAAGAUCGUGAACAUCGGGGCUGUCCUGAGCCAAAAGAGAUACGAGCAGGUGUUCAAAGAUGCGGUGACCCAGGCCAACCAGGUCUAUGGCAGGGACAAGUUCAAGCUGACCGCCAUCUCAGUAACGCACAAACCCAACGCCAUCCAGAUGGCUCUGUCCGUCUGCGAGGACCUCAUCUCCAGUCAGGUCUAUGCUAUCCUGGUGAGUCACCCUCCUCAGUCCAAUGACCACCUCACUCCGACGCCUGUCUCCUACACUGCAGGCUUCUACCGCAUCCCUGUGGUGGGGCUCACCACCCGCAUGUCCAUCUACUCAGACAAGAGUAUCCACUUGUCCUUCCUGCGGACGGUGCCGCCAUACUCCCACCAGGCCCACGUGUGGUUCGACCUGAUGCGCGAGUUCAACUGGAACCACAUCAUCCUGAUCGUGAGCGAUGAUCACGAGGGGCGGGCUGCUCAAAAGAGGCUCGAGACCCUCUUGGAGGAGAGGGAAACGAAGAAUAAAAAAAGGAACUAUGAAAACCUCGACCAACUGUCCUAUGACAACAAGCGAGGACCCAAGGCAGAGAAAGUCCUCCAGUUCAGCCAGGAGACUAACUUAACUGCCCUGCUGCUGGAGGCUAAAGAGUUGGAGGCCCGGGUCAUCAUCCUCUCUGCCAGCGAGGAGGAUGCUGCUGCAGUGUACAAGGCUGCCCGCUUCCUCAACAUGACAGGCUCAGGCUACGUGUGGCUGGUGGGUGAGCGGGAGAUGUCGGGUAAAGCCCUGAGUGAGGCGCCAGACGGUCUGAUCGGCCUCCAGCUCAUCAACGGCAAGAAUGAAUCGGCUCACAUCAACGAUGCAGUGGCUGUGGUGGCUCAAUCCAUCCAGGAGCUCUUCGAGAAGGAGAACAUCACAGAACCACCGAGAGGAUGUGUUGGCAACACCAACAUCUGGAAAACAGGGCCCCUUUUUAAACGGGUCCUGAUGUCUUCUAAGUAUCCAGAGGGUCUCACAGGACGGGUUGAGUUCAACGACGAUGGAGACAGGAAGUUCGCCCACUACAGUAUUCUCAACUAUCAGAAGUCUCGCCUCAUUCAAGUCGGCAUAUAUAAUGGAACGCAGGUGGUGAUGAACAAUCAGCGGAAGAUCAUCUGGCCCGGAGGAGAGACUGAGAAACCACAGGGCUUCCAGAUGUCUACUCGAUUAAAGAUAGUGACGAUACACCAGGAGCCGUUCGUGUACGUGAAACCCACGCUUCCGGAUGGGACGUGCAAGGAGGAAAUUACAUUAAACGGAGUCUCAAUAAAAAAGGUUAUCUGCACUGGGCCCAAUGAGACCAUCCCAGGUAACACAUCAGGACGCCCAAUCGUACCCCAAUGCUGUUAUGGAUUCUGCAUUGAUCUCCUGAUCAAGUUGGCCAUGACCAUGAACUUCACCUAUGAGGUGCAUCUGGUGGCUGAUGGAAAAUUUGGGACGCAAGAGCGGGUGAACAACAGCAACAAGAAAGAGUGGAACGGGAUGAUGGGAGAGCUCCUGGGGGGUCUGGCUGACAUGAUCGUUGCGCCGCUGACUAUAAACAACGAACGAGCCCAGUACAUCGAGUUCUCCAAACCUUUUAAAUAUCAAGGCCUCACUAUCCUUGUUAAAAAGGAAAUCCCUCGCAGUACACUGGACUCGUUUAUGCAGCCGUUCCAGAGCACGCUGUGGCUGCUGGUGGGUCUUUCGGUGCAUGUGGUGGCGGUGAUGCUUUACCUUCUAGACCGGUUCAGUCCAUUUGGAAGAUUUAAAGUGAACAGUGAAGAAGAAGAAGAAGAUGCCCUCACCCUGUCAUCAGCCAUGUGGUUCUCCUGGGGAGUGCUGCUGAACUCUGGAAUAGGAGAAGGUGCGCCGCGGAGCUUCUCAGCGAGAAUCCUGGGCAUGGUGUGGGCUGGCUUUGCCAUGAUCAUUGUGGCAUCUUAUACUGCCAACCUGGCUGCCUUUCUGGUGUUGGACCGGCCUGAGGAGCGCAUCACCGGCAUCAAUGACCCAAGGCUGAGAAACCCAUCUGACAAGUUCAUCUACGCCACGGUGAAGCAAAGCUCUGUGGAUAUCUACUUCCGGCGGCAGGUGGAGCUUAGUACUAUGUACCGCCACAUGGAGAAGCACAACUAUGAGAGUGCCGCCGAGGCAAUCCAGGCUGUGCGGGACAACAAGCUGCAUGCUUUCAUCUGGGACUCUGCGGUGCUGGAGUUUGAAGCCUCGCAGAAGUGCGACCUGGUGACCACGGGAGAGCUGUUUUUCCGUUCGGGCUUUGGCAUAGGCAUGCGCAAGGACAGCCCCUGGAAACAGAAUGUGUCCCUGGCCAUUCUCAGUUCUCAUGAGAAUGGCUUCAUGGAAGACCUAGAUAAAACCUGGGUGAGAUACCAGGAGUGUGACUCAAGGAGCAAUGCCCCAGCCACACUCACCUUUGAGAACAUGGCAGGAGUCUUCAUGCUUGUGGCUGGUGGUAUUGCAGCAGGGAUCUUCCUCAUUUUCAUCGAAAUCGCCUAUAAACGCCAUAAAGACGCCCGCAGGAAGCAGAUGCAGCUAGCCUUUGCGGCCGUCAAUGUCUGGAGGAAGAAUUUGCAGGACAGUAAGGAGACCUCUGGAAGUCAAGUGGUGGCUGAGACACCCUCUUUACCCUCUUCCUCUCUAGAGACUCAGGAUGAUAGGAAAAGUGGUAGAGCAGAGCCCGACCCCAAAAAGAAAGCCUCUUUUAGGUCCAUCAGUACCACCCUGGCCUCCAGCAUCAAGAGACGUAGGUCCUCCAAAGACACGCAGUACCCACCUACUGACAUCACGGGCCAACUCAACUUGUCUGACCCGUCUGUCAGCACUGUGGUGUAAAGAGAGGGCGACGCUCAAGAUUGCUCGCCACGGAGAGAGGAAGCAAGAGAUUAAGCAAAGGGAGAAAGAUUCCAUGUUCCCUUCGUUGCAAAAGCCGAAUCUGUGGAGGUUUUGGAAGAAACCGCCUGGCGAAGAAGCGGCUGACGACACCGAACUUGCACCUUUUAUAAAGACGGGAUUACCUGAUCUUAGAUGUUUGUAGGGUCCCUGAGCAUGCACAGAAGAACCCAUCAGACUCAAAUAUACAAUCUUUUCCUUCUGUAUAUUAAUAGCAAACUUAUUUAACCUUGUUUUGUCCUUUUAUUCACAUAAACCUAACGUUUGAUGCUUUCCAAUGACCUCGGCAGCUGCAUUGCCAGAUUUAGUUGGUUAAUUUUAUGUAUAACCUGGUUUUGGUGUGAACAUUUGACUUGACAUAUCACUUCCAAUUAGGGCCUAAAUACCACAGUACAAAAUAAAUGUAGUAUUUCUUAACAAUAUAUAGCGCAAUACAAGAAGUACUGUAAGCUUCAAGGGAGAUGAUUUAUUUUUAAUAGAAUCUGUGUUUUUAUCUACAUUUUAAAUGUUUUUAGACAAAACUCUUUAUUGGAAAGCACUAUUAAUCGCACUACGAAUGAACAAAUGGCUUUACUGUCUGAUAGUGAAGAUGGAAAAAAAGCAAAUAUGUGCUUGAAUAUGAGCUUUAUAUAUCUGACUUAAGAUAAUGAUUAUUGUGAUUUUCUAAGCUACAGCAGAUUAUGUUCAAAUGUUCAAAUUGUAUCUUCCUCCCUUUAAUUUUGCACUAACCUGCUUAAGGCACUUGUUUGGAGUUAUAACUCAAGUUUGAACUCAUGCUACUUAUUUUAUAGUAAUAUUUAGAGCAAGAAAUGUGAUGGUGGAUAUGAGGUACUGCAAAUCUGUUAUUACUUUGAUGAAGUGGCUGAGUAACAUUUGUGUGUUCAGCCACGACACAAGGCCUUUGUGUUUGGGGGACGCCCUCACUCUUCCUCUCUCCCGCAGCAGCACUCUUUCUCAUGUCCAGCCUUGAAGGGGUUGCAUCAAAGGGCCAGGUUUUUCACCCAACCAGCACUCGGUCUUUCAUGCAAAACCUCUUCCCUGCGGGGCACUGGAGAACUUUUACACGAAGGAACCAGAGUGAAUUGAAAGCUCAGUUUUGGUUAGUUGCAAAAACAGGCCGUUUCCCAUUACCUGGAGAUGAGAAACCAACGCUGCAAAUAAGAAUACAUCCUCUCUGGUGUCUGGCACUGAGAUGCACUUUACGUGGAGGGCUCUCCCAAAUAAAAAUAAAAAAAUCAGAGAAAAUAAAAGCACUGAUUUAUAGGAACUACAACAGAACUGCAACAUCCCUCAGAUGUGCUAACUUUGCUGAAUAUUAGACAAAGCUUUUUUUUUCCUCAAUUAGUGAAACAUUAGAAUUUAUAAACUCCAUCACAUUUCAAUUACCUUCUGGAAAUCAUAGCUUGUUUUAAAGCCAAGCGACUGGUUAUUUUACCCUCAUUCAGUGCAUGCCUACGUGUUUAUACCAGUGUUUUACUUUGCUUUUGGAUGCUUGCCGUUGUACAGAUGAUGGAGCUGUCUGAAGCAACGCCAGUUGAAUGAAGUGUAAAUAGAGCCUGGUUAUGUGUUGAUUAGGAUAAUAUACGGCACUUGUAAUGCAGUUGAGAAUGUCUUAUGCUUAAUUAUUAAUUCACACAACAGUGAAAGACACAGGCAUGCAUUUACACACACAUAUACACACACCUGCAUACACUCCCACAUACACGCACAUACACCUGUUGAGGGUGGAUAAAUUAUUUUUUUUUUCCUUUUCCAUGGAAAACCUUGUAUUGAGUCAUCUUGUUUAUAUGACUGUAAAUAAAAUAUGCUUACAUUGCCAAGUCAA